This is a messenger RNA of Anolis sagrei ordinatus, 1518 nucleotides long. Its product is annotated as vomeronasal type-2 receptor 26-like. Gene Ontology annotation, cellular component: plasma membrane. NCBI's taxonomy places the organism in Eukaryota, Metazoa, Chordata, Lepidosauria, Squamata, Anolidae. The record is from RefSeq and is a predicted model, not a curated record. Gene Ontology annotation, molecular function: G protein-coupled receptor activity. Gene Ontology annotation, biological process: G protein-coupled receptor signaling pathway.
AUGGCAUUGGCAUUUGCGGUGAAGGAGAUAAAUGAAAACCCUCAGCUCUUACCAAACCAGACCUUGGGUUUCCACAUCUAUGACAGCUAUUUCAAUGCACAGAGAACUUACCAUUCGACAAUAUGCCUAACAUCAACCAUGGAGCAUUUUGUCCCAAACUAUGUAUGUCAUCAGCAGAAUAAUCUGGUAGCUGUUGUUGGGGGACUAGACUCUGACAUCUCACUUCAAGUGGCAAGUGUUUUGGAUAUUUACAAGAUUCCACAGCUCCAUCAUUUUCUGAAGUGUGUCUCAUUUAACAACAGUUCUGGAGACCAAAUUUCUUUUGAUCACAGCAGAAAGUUAAUAGCUGGAUUUGAUGUUAUCAACUGGAUCAUUUCUUCCAACCAGUCAUUUCAUAAAGUGAAAGUAGGAAGGGUGGAUCCCAGAGCUGAUUCAGACCAAGCAUUCACCAUAAAUGAGAACAUAACUUGGCAUAACUGGUUUAAUCAGGCUCGGCCAUCUUCUCUAUGUACUCAGAGCUGUCAUCCUGGCUCUAGUAAGAAAAAAAGUGAAGGCAAACCAUUUUGCUGCUAUGAUUGCAUCUCAUGUCCAGAAGGGAAGAUUUCAAAUCAGUCAGACAUGAAUGAUUGUUAUAAAUGCACAGAUGAAAAGUUUCCAAAUAAAAAACGUGAUUUAUGUAUUCCCAAAUCUAUAAAUGUCUUGUCCUUUGAAGAACCAUUGGGACUCUGUUUAGCAUGUUUUGCCCUUUUCUUUACUUUGAUUACAGGUUGUGUGCUAGGGAUUUUUCUGAAGCAUCACAAUACUCCUAUUGUCAUAGCCAACAACCGGGAUCUUUCAUACAGUCUCCUCAUCUCAUUGCUACUCUGCUUUCUUUGCACACUGUUAUUCAUUGGCAGGCCUCAAAAGGUGACUUGUCUCCUUCGUCAAACUGCUUUUGGCAUUAUCUUCUCAGUGGCUGUUUCUUGUGUGCUGGCAAAAACUAUCACAGUGGUGCUGGCUUUCAUGGCCGUAAAGCCAGGCUCUCGGAUGAAGAAGUGGGUGGGGAAGAGAUCGCCCAAAACUAUUGUUUUUGUUGGUUCCAUUAUCCAAGCAAUCAUUUGUACUGUGUGGAUGGCAAGCUUUUCUCCAUUUCCAGAUAUUGACACACAUUCCAUAACUGAAGAAAUCAUAUUAGAAUGCAAUGAGGGAUCUAUACUUUUGUUUUAUUGUGUUUUAGGCUACCUGGGCUUUCUGGCCACCAUUUGUUUCACUGUAGCUUUCCUUGCUAGGAAGCUACCUGGCAGUUUCAAUGAAGCCAAGUUUAUAACUUUCAGCAUGUUUAUUUUUUGUAGUGUUUGGGUAUCCUUUGUUCCAAUCCAUCUGAGUGUGAAAGGAAAAUAUGUAGUAGCUAUAGAGAUCUUUUCCCUGUUAGCCUCAAGCGCCGGACUUCUGGGUUGCAUUUUUUCUCCUAAAUGUUAUAUUAUUUUGUUAAGACCUGAUGUGAACAACAGGACACAACUAAUAAAGAGAACAUGUUGA